AGGUCUCAUUAUUUUCGCAGAUGGAUAUGGCCACGAAACAGUUUUUGUUGAUUUGCUUUGCUGGAUGUUUUUCACCUUUAUGUGGUUAUCCAAGUGGAGGAAUUAGCGAUGCGUGUGAUACGAUGCUUCCAGUGCAUGGGAACAGCAGAACUCAAACAUCCACUGCCCCCUACAGCAUCACCGUUUCAGCUGACAAGUUUAAUCCGGGAGACACCAUAAAAGUUACCAUCAGAACUGACUCUUCCAGUUUCAAGGGUUUCCUGCUAGAAGCUCGGUCAAUAGGAGGGGACAGAAUUCUUGGUACAUUUACUGUCACCGAUCCAAACACCCAAGGACUGUCGUGUAGCGGAGGCCCAAAUUCAGCCAUAAGUCACACCAGUGCCACUGCAAAAACCCAGGUCACUGCCAACUGGAAAGCACCUAUAGGAGCAGGACCAGUCCGAUUUACGGCUACUGUGCUACAGAGCUACAGCAUCUUCUGGAGUCAAGUACAGAGCCCUACGGUGAUGUCUGCCCAGAUCACAAACAUCACAUGUGCUUCUCAGAAGUUCUGUUUCAGUGACCCACCAGACUGUAACCCUGACAAUAACAGUUGUCUAUUCAUGUCGUCGGUUCCCUCUACUGAUGGGUUUGUGUUUGAGAUGAGCGGACCUACUUCCGGAUACUUGGCCAUCGGAUUCUCAGAUGAUAAGUAUAUGGGAAAUGAUGAUAUUUACAUCUGUACCAGGAACUCAUCAGGUAUUAUCACAGUUCAGCAAGCGUUCUCCACAGGACGUGUGAGUCCCACACUCAGGAACACGAGCUCAGUGGAGUCAGCUGAGGCCUCUUAUGUGGAUGGGGUGUUGAAAUGUUUGUUCAUCACACAGAGCAGCAUCUCCACUCAGGCGAGAGCUAGCACCGCCUCCAGCUACUAUAUAUUCCUAGCCAAUGGCCCGUCCCAGGCAAAUGGUCAGAUUCUUGAGCACACACAGAUACCCCUAAUAACUGAAAACAAGGUUGAUCUGUCAAGUUUUGCAUCAUCCAGUGCCCAGACUGGGACCAGUCCUGUCAUACUUGUUCAUGGUGCCCUGAUGUUGAUUGCCUGGAUGACCACAGGAUCCAUUGGCAUGAUUAUGGCUCGUUAUCUGAAGAAUGUAGGAAAACAACCUGUCCUGGGGAAGGCCGCAUGGUUCUUGGCUCAUUUCUUCCUGAUGGUUCUUACGGUGGCUCUGACGCUAAUUGCCUUUAUCAUAAUCUUCGUUGAAGUGGACGGCUGGAGCAGUGACACUGGUGCACACCCCGUGCUCGGCUGUAUCUUGAUGAUUCUCUCAUUCUUACAGCCAUUUGCUGCUCUGUUCCGUCCAGAUCCAAAGAGUGAGAGGCGUUUUAUCUUCAACUGGGCACAUAGUUUAAAUGCUUUUGUCAUCAAAAUUCUAGCAGUUGCUACAAUCUUCCUGGGACUGCAGCUCAUUGACACAACCCCCAACCAGUGGAUGGCGAAAGUGAUGGGCGGAUUUGUUGCCUGGGAAGUUUUAUUUUACAUUAUUCUUGAGGCCAACAUGCGCCUGAAAUCAAAAGGGACAUACGAGGAUCUGGAUAAUAAGAUGCACAGUGAAUCCCUUGCGCUCUUUGUCUUUAUCUUCGGGAAUCUGGCUUUUCUCAUCUCCCUCCUGGUGGGGAUCAGGGGUUCCUAAGAACAUUUCAGGGACUUUUCUUCCACAAACUGAGAUCCUUGAGGAGUGACUGCAGAUGUCGGACAUUUCUGUACCUUGUCUGCUAUGACCCUGCAAAAGUGUGUGACAAAUAGAUUGUUUAUAAUGACAACAUCACUAAUAAAAUAACAGCUGGUGCAGUUGCUGGGAAUAAAGAAGCUGAACAGGCUGUAAUCAGUAGCUUAUGUUUUAUAUAACAAGAAUAACUAUUUGCCAAUAAAACAUUAUCGUAUUUACCUAAGGGAUUAAA
This is a messenger RNA of Bombina bombina (fire-bellied toad), 1941 nucleotides long. Its product is annotated as putative ferric-chelate reductase 1. Gene Ontology annotation, molecular function: oxidoreductase activity, acting on metal ions. NCBI's taxonomy places the organism in Eukaryota, Metazoa, Chordata, Amphibia, Anura, Bombinatoridae. The record is from RefSeq and is a predicted model, not a curated record. The transcript has 15 exons. Bases 21 to 1673 code for a protein of 550 amino acids.